Molecule: messenger RNA, 849 nt
Organism: Gopherus evgoodei (Goodes thornscrub tortoise)
Lineage: Eukaryota; Metazoa; Chordata; Testudines; Testudinidae
Product: solute carrier family 2, facilitated glucose transporter member 11-like
Biological process (GO): monosaccharide transmembrane transport
Cellular component (GO): membrane
Molecular function (GO): hexose transmembrane transporter activity
Source: RefSeq, a predicted model, not a curated record
AUGGGUUUAUGUAUUUUUCUACAUCCUCAAUAUGCUGGAGAGGUUUCCCCCAAGAAGCUGCAUGGAUUUGCAAAUUCUACUAUCCCUCUUUUUGGGGCCCUGGGAAAAACCCUUGGUCAAAUUAUGGGACAAAGGGAGUAUUUAGGAACUGAAUCACUGUGGCCAUUACAGGCCUCCUGUGGAAUUACAUCAUUGAUCCAGCUGGUCACUCUGCCAUUCUUUCCUGAGUCUCCACCCUACCUCCUGAUAUGUAAAGGAGAUGAGGAAGGUUGCCUGAAAGUUAACAGAGAGUUCCCUGGCCCUCACUUUUAUUUCUAUUGGGGUAAAGGGACUCAUCAAGCAGAGACUGAUGACAUGAUGAAGGAGAAGGCUACAAUGAAAAGCACCAAGAUUCUCAGUGUCUUGAAGCUAAUGAAAGAAGUAUCCUUGCGUUGGCAGUUGUAUACCAUAAUUAUUAUUACAGUUACCCUGCAGAUUUGUGGCAUCAAUACAGCUGAGUUCUUCCUCACUUUAACUGGUGCCACAAUAUCCAUUAGGGUUGAAAUCUUUGACCAGACAUCCAGACCAUCUGCCUUUGUGAUUGGUGGGGCCCUCAACUGGGUUGGAAUCUUUGUGAUUUGGAUGAUUUUCCCAUUCAUUGUGGAGAACUUAGGUCAGUUCUUCUUCCUCAUCUUUAUGGGAGUUCUUGUCACUUCUGGGAUCUUUAUCUACCUGUUGCUUCCAGAAACAAAGGGAAAGUCUAUCACUGAAAUCCAAGAGGAAUUCCAUAAGUUAAAUUUUAGGAAGAAAUGUAUCCCAGCCAUGGAGAAGAACAUCAGUGGAGAUUAUAAUUUCUGCACUCAGCUCUGA